Messenger RNA from Naegleria lovaniensis, 600 nucleotides. RefSeq lists its product as uncharacterized. The record is from RefSeq and is a predicted model, not a curated record. Bases 1 to 600 code for a protein of 199 amino acids. The transcript has a single exon. Lineage: Eukaryota; Heterolobosea; Eutetramitea; Acrasida; Naegleriidae.
AUGUUCAACUAUCAACAUCCCAGUAUUGUUCCUUCAUCUCAAAGGAAUAUAGCUGCUGAUGAGAACGCUGGUAUUGCUCCAACCGUGAACAAGCCUAUCCACACGACGAAUAUACACCCAAUCAAACUCUCCAAACCAUAUAUCUCGAGCGUUUCUUCCAAUACUCAACAACAAGGCACACAAAGAACAUGUUUAGGUGAUAUCUCCAAUCAGGUACACCUCUUGCAAAAGUCUGUAGUACCUGCAAAACCUCAAGUGAUCAAACCAAAUUUACCGAAUACUGCAUCGACCACAUCGAUGAGCAAUGUACCUAUUAUUACUACGUUGAGCUCCACCACAACGAGGCUCAUGUCGAAACCACCGCAUCGACUCGGAACCACCACCACCACCUCUACCACCACAACGACCAUGACGACUGAUACAACCUCCAUCCUACCCUCGAAUAGCAACAACAUAUCCACCACUUCCACAACUAGCAUUCUUACUUGCGCUCUCAAUGAACACAAAGACCAUACAUCCCUCAUUCCCUCUGUAUUGACUCUUCAAGAACCUUCCACUCUGUCUUCCCCUCCUCCAAGAAACAAGUUCAACCAUUACUGA